CGGCACACCCGGGGCGUUUUAUCUGUAAACCUAAACGUUCUUUCACGGCACCCGAGAAUAUUGCUCGAUUAUCAUUCAUAACAUAAAAUAUAUUCUUAUUAUCUUCAUUCGUCGAGAGCGCAACGUGAAAUCCGUACGUUGUCAGCAAACUAAUUUCGCCAUGUAUUCUUCUCCAAUCAAGUCAGGCGUAACGCAGCAGCGUGUCGUCACACAGUCGUAUUCAUCGUCGUCUGGAAGUCCUGCAGGAGGAUAUUCUUCAUCAACUCGUGUCUCUGGUUACGGAACUAACCCGGGAUUUACAUCUUCUCGUUACUCAGACUUUGGAUUUGCACCCACGAUGUCGUCAUCCUACUAUUCUGCUUAUGAUGGAGGAUAUGGUGGAGGAGGAACUUACAUCAGUGAGAAAGAUCUUCAAGAACUUGGAGGAGAGGGAGGAGCAGAAUUUCGAAGCAUGAGGUCAGGAGAAAAGAAAGAACUCAAGUCUCUGAACAACCGUUUUGCUUCCUACAUUGAGCGAGUGAGAUAUCUGGAGCAACAAAACAAACUUCUGGAUGCUCAACUUCGACAAAUGUCAGUGAAGUAUGAUUCACAACUUGAUGAUUUGUACAAUGCUGAAGUGAGGAGAUUGAAGGGACUUUUGGAUGCUUUGAACGGUGAUCGCAAAAUGAUUGAAGCCGAAGUUGAACACAUGCAAACUGAUGUCGGUGACUUGAAACGAGAAUACGAAAAUGCAAUUCAGGAUCGUGAAGAAUUGGAGCGUGAAUUGGCAAAUCUCAGAAAUAAUGUUGAUGAGUGUACAGUCACCCGAGUCGAUCUCGAAAGAAAACUUGUUUCACUCCGAGAAGAACUCGACUUUGAGAAUCUUGCUCACACCGAGAUUAUCAACGAACUCAAAUCUCAACUUGUCACCGACCAUGUCCGAGUGCAAAUGGACACCCAUGGUCCUGAUCUCAGCGAUCUUCUCCGAGACAUCCGAGCUCAAUACGAUCUUGCAGCCAAGAAAAACAAGGAAGAAGCCGAGAACUGGUACAGCAGCAAGCUCAAUGAUCUCAACACCCAAGUAUCCGGCGAUGCCAACAGACUCAAGGAAUCGCAAUCUGAACUCAGCGAAUACAGAAACAGAGUCAGCGGCCAUACCGCACAAAUCGAAUCCCUCCGAUCUAACAAAGACUAUCUUGAACGCCAACUCGCCGAUGUGGAGGAUCGGUUCAACCGUGAUAUCGGAGGAUAUCAAGAUCAAAUCACCGAUCUUCAAGCCCAACUCGACAAGAUUAAGUCAGAGAUGUCGGACAGAUUGAGGGAAUACCAAGAACUUCUUUCGGUCAAACUUGGUCUCGAUUUUGAGAUCAGCACAUACCAAAAACUGCUGGAAGGAGAAGAAUGGAGACUUCAAGCUGUACCGUCCCGUCUCGCGACUGGAGAACAAAUGUCACUACGAAGGGUGGUUGAGGAAUAUGAGUCGGCGUACAAAAGCGCUCAUUCUGAUUCUCGCCAACGGAAAAUGUCAGAUUCAGACUAGAUCAACAACUGACUGCACACGUCACUCAUAAAAAGGAAAUAAUUAUUGUAUUGUCAGCUUCAUUGUAUAUUUUAAGGCUACAUACUUGCACUAAUGUUACUUUAAAUUUUAAAAAUUAUCUUUAUAUGUCUUAAUUUGGGACAAUGCACUAUCCUUGCACUUAUUAGCAAAAUUUGUCCAACAUCUGGUCGAUUGCUCUGUACAAAAGGGUUUUGGUGAUAAAUGUUUUUCUUGCUUUGAAUUUUAUGUACGUAAAUUGUUCGGGUGGCGUAAAAUAAAUGUGUGCAGUCAA
Molecule: messenger RNA, 1811 nt
Organism: Styela clava
Lineage: Eukaryota; Metazoa; Chordata; Ascidiacea; Stolidobranchia; Styelidae
Product: glial fibrillary acidic protein
Biological process (GO): intermediate filament organization
Cellular component (GO): intermediate filament; cytoplasm
Molecular function (GO): structural constituent of cytoskeleton
Source: RefSeq, a predicted model, not a curated record